AUGACUACAGAGCAGAAACAAGCUGUGCUUAACUUUUUAGGAGAUUGGUGCCUCUACAAUGACUGGGACUCGCUGAUCGCCACAUUUCCCAACCAACGCUUUCGAUUCCAUACAUUCACCCAGGCCAUCAUUAUGAAGGAUAUCUUUCAGAGUCUUGUCGAGAAUCCGUUCUACUAUAUGGACUUGGAUACUCAUUGGGACGGAAGCUCAGAGACUCUUCCUCCUACAUUUGGAAAAGAGCUAUAUCAACAUUGGCAAAAGCUUCUUCGCGUGGAUGAGCUAAGUGCGGAGAAGUGGCGUAUUUCCACAGUUCAAAUAAUGAACAGGUAUCUUGAGCCCACUGCUAGGCCAAAAACAGACCCCAUAUGGCCUGUUGAGGCAUGGGACUGCACCACUGGUAUACGGAGCUGGAAUAUUAGGCAGAGUCUCAUUUCGCCUAUGUUACUGGACCACGAUCCCCAGAAGGAGCUAGACACCGAGCACCCUUUCCGUCGGGAUGGACUGCUGCGUCGAUGCUAUGAGCAGGCCUGUGACUUUGCUGUCCAGAUGUGGGUCAGGGAUAAAUCGAUAAUUCGUUUUGACGAGAAAAUCAACGAGAUAGGUCCAUAUACACUACUGCCAUACCCUGACAGGGCGGGCACGCGUGACAUGAAAAGGUGGUGGUCCAGCGGAAACUACGAUGAUUUUGUGGCCUGCAAUCUGGUCUGUCCGCUGCAGGCACAUGACUGUGCCUUCUCGGAGUCUUAA
Penicillium malachiteum is the source of this 747-nucleotide messenger RNA. RefSeq lists its product as uncharacterized. Lineage: Eukaryota; Fungi; Ascomycota; Eurotiomycetes; Eurotiales; Aspergillaceae. Bases 1 to 747 code for a protein of 248 amino acids. The transcript has 4 exons. The record is from RefSeq and is a predicted model, not a curated record.